CUCCAUCACCUCAGCUCCCCGCGCCCAGAGUGGUUAAACUCUCGCUGCGGGCGACUUCCGCUUCCUGGCCUAAAUCUGACACGUACUAUUCCCCGGUGGCUACGACCCAGGGUCGGUGACAGCAGAGAAGCCGGGCGAUGCCCUCAGCGGACUGAUGGACAGAGGCGCCGUCAGGGUUUCUUGGAACCUCAGCAGAGUCCCUGGACCAGGCCCCAUAGUGAAGGCUGCAGGAUCUUCCCUCCGGCCCCAGCGGCUCUGGCCGAGUCCCCUGGUGCCUGCUGGCUUCAAGCUCCCAGGAAGAGCAGAGUUGUCAGCAAGAGAGCCCGACAGCUCAGGCCCAGUGGGAACAUGCCAACCAACCAGAGCUCUCCCCAGUGGUCCCCGGCCCUGGCUGCAGAGGAACAUGGCAGGUUGUGUGAGGUCUCGGUGUCAUUCGAGGAUGUGACUGUAAACUUCAGCAGGGAGGAGUGGCAGCACUUGAAACCUGCUCAGAGACGCCUGUACCGGGAUGUGACACUGGAGAACUACAGCCACCUGCUCUCCGUCGGGUACCAAGUUCCCAAACCAGAGGUCAUCUUCAAGUUGGAGCAAGGAGAGGGACCAUGGAUGUUGGAGGGGGAAACCCCACAUCAGAGCUGUUCAGAUGAGGACAUUGAGCAAACCCAACAACAGAGAAUUUCUGAAGAAGUUUCAUUCCACUGUGAGAAAUUUGGUCAAUCCAUAGAAGAGUCAUUGUGUUCCAUUUUAGAAGAAUUAUGGCAAGAUAAUGACCAGCUAGAGAGAUAUCAAGAAAACCAAAAUAACCCUUUAAGUCAUGUGAAAGUAUUCAUUAAGGAGAGGGGCUAUGGGUGUAAAAAUAUUGAAAGAAUAAUUCAUGUGAGUACCAAGCUUGGUCCUUCAAUAAAAAGACUCCAUAGCUGUGAAACAUUUGGAAAGAGUUUGAAGCACACUUUGAACUUACAUAAUCAUAAUAAAAGCAAUGCAACAACAAACCUUGAUAAGAUUUUUGAAAAUGGCAACAACUUUGCCCAUAACUCUUCCUCUACUAAGAAUAAGAAUGCUAAUACAGGAGCAAGUACUUGGGAACAUAAUCAAUGUGAAAAACAUGUUGGCCACAAACAAGUUCUCAUCCACCAUCAGAAAAUUCAUACUGGGGAAAAACUUUACGUAUGUACUGAAUAUGUAAAGAGCUUCACCCAGAAGUCACAUCUCUUUGAACAUCAGAGAAUUCGUGCUGGAGAAAAAUCCCAUGAAUGCAACAAGCGUGAGAAAGUCUUCACUCAGAACCCACAAAUUGAUGUAGCUCAGAGUGUUUAUACAAGAGAGAAACCCUAUAUAUGUACUCAAUGUGGAAAGGCCUUUACUCUCAAGUCAAACCUCAUUACACAUCAGAAGAUUCAUACUGGGCAGAAACCCUAUAAAUGCAGUGAAUGUGGAAAAGCUUUUUUCCACAGGUCAUAUCUCUUUAGACAUAUGAGAAUUCAUACAGGAGAAAAACCUUAUGAAUGCAGUGAAUGUGGAAGAGGCUUCUCCCAGAAUUCAGACCUCAAUAUACAUCAGAAAACUCAUACUGGAGAGAAACUCUAUGCAUGUAAUGAAUGUGGGAAAGCCUUCACAAGAAAAUCAGCACUCAGGAUGCAUCAGAGAAUUCACACAGGAGAGAAACCCUAUGUAUGCACUGAAUGUGGGAAAGCCUUCAUCCAGAAAUCACAUUUCAAUACACAUCAGCGAAUUCAUACUGGAGAGAAACCUUAUGAAUGCAGUGACUGUGGGAAAUCAUUCACUAAGAAGUCACAACUCCAUGUGCAUCGAAGAAUUCACACAGGAGAAAAACCCUAUAUAUGUACAGAAUGUGGAAAGGUCUUUACUCAUAGAACAAAUCUCACCACACAUCAAAAAACUCACACUGGAGAGAAACCCUAUAUGUGUGCUGAAUGUGGGAAGGCUUUCAGUGAUCAGUCAAAUCUCAUUAAACACCAGAAAACUCAUACUGGAGAGAAGCCCUAUAAAUGCAAUGGUUGUGGAAAAGCCUUCAUCUGGAAGUCACGCCUCAAAAUACAUCAGAAAUCUCAUAUUGGAGAGAGACACUAUGAAUGCAAUGAAUGUGGGAAAGCCUUCAUCCAAAAAUCAACAUUAAGUGUGCAUCAGAGAAUCCAUACAGGAGAGAAACCCUAUGUCUGUCCUGAAUGUGGGAAGGCCUUCAUCCAGAAAUCACACUUCAUUGCACAUCAUAGAAUUCAUACUGGAGAGAAACCUUAUGAAUGCAGUGACUGUGGGAAAUGCUUCACUAAGAAGUCACAACUGCGUGUGCAUCAGAAAAUUCACACAGGAGAGAAACCCAAUAUAUGCGCUGAAUGUGGAAAGGCUUUUACUGACAGGUCAAAUCUCAUAACACACCAGAAAAUCCAUACUAGAGAGAAACCGUACAAAUGCAGUGACUGUGGAAAAACAUUCACCUGGAAGUCACGCCUCACUAUCCAUCAGAAAUCGCAUACUGGAGAGAGGCACUAUGAAUGUAGUAAAUGUGGAAAAGCUUUCAUCCAGAAAGCAACACUAAGUAUGCAUCAGAUAAUUCAUACAGGAAAGAAACCCUAUGCUUGUACAGAAUGUCAGAAGGCCUUCACUGACAGAUCAAAUCUCAUUAAACAUCAGAAAACUCAUAGUGUAGAAAAACUUUAUAAAGGCAGUGACUGAAAAAGCCUUCAUCAGAAAAUUACAAUUCGGCAUGCAUCAGAUGUCUCAUAGUGGGGAAGAGGAGCGCCUGAUACUGCAGUCAUUGUGCAGAGGAAGGAGAUACGACAAACUUCGGUGAACAGAAGACAAAGCCAAGUAUCCUUCAAAUACCAGUAACUGCAUCACCACAGUUGGUAUGCAAUUAUAUGCACAGGGAGACUUUGAUAAAGCAUUUGAGCAAUAGUCCUAUUUGGGUUCAUGAUUCCGAUAGUGACUCUCAAGCUCCUGCAAAUGGUAGAAAUAGAGACCCCAGGAGAUAACGUGUGGUCUCUUAUGUUUCACUUUUUGGAUAAAGGACUUUAUAAAUUUAGCACUAAUUAGUUUUUCAUACCCUGGGAUGUAAAAGUACUCAAUACUGACCCAAAAUUUUUUCAAAGUUCUAGGGUGGGGAGAAGAGUUUUCAUUGUCCAGAUACUUGCAGGGCACUGAAGUCAAGGCAAAAACCUAUUUGGGGAUGCAGAUCUGCGAGUCAAAGCCAGAAGUUUUUGCAAUCAUUGACAUUUAAGACACAGAAAAGGCUGCCAUGAAGAGUUGUUCUUUCUCUUCCAUUUGAGAAGUCACCAUGGUAUAUAUAUAUUUUUUAAUGAAAUAGAAUUUUUAAAGUCUGACUUUAUUCACUGACAAAUUAGGCAAAAGUCUAGCCUACGUUACAAGAAUAUAGUUAUUAAAUGUUGCACACAUUUAAAGGUGGCGAUUGUUCCCUCAUUAAUUCCAUGCUGUGGCAGCAGGGGAUGAUUCACACUCAAAACAAACUAUGUAUACCUUCUAACCUGUACCCCAAAAGCUGUCAUUUAUGUAAGUUGCAGACCACAGACUUCUUGUCCCCUUAGUAACUGACCCUGAGCCACAGGACAUUAGACUCCCAGUCUCAUCCAUUGAAGCUUCUACUUUCUUUGGGAUUCUUGUUUGAAAAAGAAUGAUUGAGAAAUUGGAUUUCAAUAUGUAAAAUUUUAAUUGUGUUUUCCUUUCAAUUUUGUUAAGAUAUAUUCAUUUUCUAUGUGCAUAGUAAGAGUAGUUUUGUGUAGAUUGCUAUGGGAUAAAGUCAUUUUGCAUUACUGUUGGUUAGUUUAAGAUAUGACUAUAGUUUAUUACAGUUGAAUAACUGGAAGACUUCUCUAGAAAGAGCACUGCUUUUUUUGAGCACUGAUAUAUAGACACUUCCUCAUUUUCCCUUGUGUUUUUAUGGUACUUAUAAGAAAAGGGGUUUUCUUUCUAGCAUGCAAUUUUAUUUUAUUUUAGACCUUUUUAUUAAAGUAUAAUGCAUAUAGGAAAUGCAUAUAUCAAAGCAUAGAGUUCAAUUCUCAGAAACUGAACAUACUCAGAUCAAGAAACAGAACAUGACCACACCCCAGAGGCACUCCCUUUGCUCCCUCCUAGUCCUUACCACUGCUCCCCCAAGAGUAAACACUGUCCUGACUUCUAACAGCAUAGAUUAGUUUUGUCUGUCUGAUAUUUCAUAUAAAUUGAGUCAAUUAUAUUUCAUAUUUCAGUGUUCAUCUUCUUUCAUUCACAUUACGAAUGUGAGAUUCAUCUAUAUUGUUAAUAUAGUUAUAGAUAAUUCAUUCUCAUUGUCAUAUUAUCUUCCAUUGUGUGAAUAUGCUACAAUAUAUUUAUCUAUUCUACUGUUGACGGACAUUUGGGUUGUUUGCAGCUUGGGGCUAUUAGGAAUAUUGCUGCUAUAAAUAUUUUGGUACCUAUCUAUUGGUGAACAUAUUUAUGAAUUUCUGUUAGAUAUAUAUGUAGAAGUUGAACUGUGAAGUCAUAGAGUAUCCAAAUAGUCAGUUUUAGCUUAUAAAACUAGUUUUUGAAAGUGGCUAUACCAACAUACACUCCCACCAGCACAGUAUACAAAUUCUAGUCGCUCCACAACCUUGUCAACACUUGGUAUUUUCCAUCUUUCUUAGUUUAGCCAUUAUGAUGGAUGUAUAGUGAUAUCUGUGUGGUUUUAGUUUUUAUUUCCUUGUCCUCCACUCCCACCAUAGUAUCUCAAGAUAGCUGACUGAUAUCAGAGAUCUGAGACCCAGCCCUGGGCCUCACAUAAACAUAUAAAUAUAAGCAGUUAGUAAGUUUAAAUCUUACACACACACACGCACGCACACACGUGCAAAAGCCCAAAGCCAGAUAUUAUAAUUAGUUAAUUGCAUUAAACAUUUAUAGGAAAAAUAAUGUCAAUACUGCACAAAAUCUUUCAGAAAAUAGAGGAGAAAGAAACACUCUCUAACUCCAUGAGGCCAGUAUUACCCUGAUACUUAAGCCAUACAAACACAUCACAAGAAAACUACAGACCAUUAUUUCUCAUGAAUGUAGAUGUAAAAAUCUUCAACAAAAUAUCAACAAAUUGAAUUCAGCAACAUAUAAAAGGAUUAUACAUCAUGAUCAAGUGGGGUUUAUUCCAGUGAUGCAAGCCUGCUUCAAAAUUCAAAAUCAUUCAAUAUAAUCUAUCAUAUUAACAAGCUAAAGAAAAAUCACAUGAUCUACAGAUUUAAUACUUUAUCUAAUUUCCAGGAGGCUUUCUGCCUCAGAAAUUGAUAAGCUAAUCCUAAAAUUUAUAUAGAAAUAAAAAAGCCCAAGAAUAGCAAAAAUGAAUUUGCCAAAGAACAAAGUGGGAGGACAUUCACCUCCCAAUUUCAAAAUUAUUAUAAAACUACAGUAAUCAUGACAGUAUGGUACUGGCAUGGGGAUAGAGACAUAGAUCAAUGGAGCAGAAUAGAGUCCAAGAAUAAACCCUCAUACUUAUGGUAAACAUAUUUUUUUUACAAAUGUGUGAAGGAAAUUCAAUGGGGAAUGUUUUUCAACAUUUGGUGCACGGAUAAUUGGGUAUCCACACACAAAAAAAAACGAAUUUAAAUCUUACUUCACACCAUACUAAAAAUUGACUCAAAAAUGGAUCAGAGAUGAAAAUAUAAAAGUUAAAAUUAUAAAAGUUUUAGCAGAAAACAUAGGAGAAAAUCUCUCUGACCUUGUGUUAGGCAAGGAAUUCUUAGGACACCAAGAGCAUGAUCCAUAAAGAAAAAAAAUGAUAAAUUGGACUUCAUCAAAACCAAACAGGUCUGUGCUUCAAAGGACAUCAUUAAAAAAAAAAA
Molecule: messenger RNA, 5816 nt
Organism: Rhinolophus ferrumequinum (greater horseshoe bat)
Lineage: Eukaryota; Metazoa; Chordata; Mammalia; Chiroptera; Rhinolophidae
Gene: ZNF41
Product: zinc finger protein 41
Exons: 5
Coding region: 349-2694 (781 amino acids)
Biological process (GO): regulation of DNA-templated transcription
Source: RefSeq, a predicted model, not a curated record